AUGACGACGGGUCUCAAUCUCAGACUUCAUCCUCUUCUUCUCAUCUCAAUCAUUUUUCUUAUUCUUUCACCAACAUUCUUCUCACCCUCCCAUGCUGAAGAGGAUGACGAUGAAACCAUCAUUGCGUGGAAGAGAGAAAGGAAUCAGUUUAAUGCGAGUAAUAAUAACUCAACCUUCAUGUUAGCUGCGGGAAGAACUCGCAGGAUUGACCCUGCCAAUCAUUUCCAGUACUAUGAGGGUGGCUGGAAUAUUAUUGAUUCACAUUAUUAUGCGCUCUUUGCUGCUGUUGCUGCUGCUGCAAGAACAAUAGAAGAAGCAGUAGUUAUUCUCGAACAGUUUAUUGGGGAUCUCUCAUCUGCCUUAGUUGGAGGGGCUAUGCUUUACACUGGACAAGGGAACUUUAAGAAAGCUACAGACGCAGUGAUAGAUAAUGUUGGGAGAAAAAUAAGUGAUGUGCUUGAUCUUUUGAACGGCGUGUUGAAUAAUCUUGAUGGGGCUAUGAAGUUAGCAGUGGGUGCAUAUUCUCUCCCAGGAGAAUAUGAGAGGAACAUUGAACAGUUUCGUGAAUUGGUGCAUAGUAAUUCAAGUUCUAAUCCCAGGGUCAUUCUGCAGAAUUUUAUCUCACAAGCAGACAAAUUUCUCAGUGCCCUAAGCUAUGUUCUUAUAGUUGUUACUGCUGUGAUGCUCUUCUUGGCAUUCAUUGGCUUCAUAUUCUCAGUUUGCGGCUGGAGAGGCAUUGUCUACUUCCUGUUCUUCAUUGGGUGGAUUUUUGUCACAAAAACUCUAAUACUGAGUGCUAUAUCUUUAGUUGUUAAAAAUGGGGUAGGAGACACAUGCGUUGCAAUAGAGGAAUGGCUAGAACAUCCCCAGGACCGUACAUCUCUGAGUGAGGUCAUUCCUUGUGUGGAUGGACCUACAGCUCAGAAAGCACUGGACAUAACCAGAAACACCUCAUUCCAGAUGGUGAAUAUGGUUGAUGAUUUUGUCAAAAAUAUAGCCAACAUUGAUCCGCCCCCCGGUGCGCCACCGUCGGCUUCAUACAAUCAAUCUGGUCCUACUUUGCCUCUCCUCUGCAAUCCAUUCAAUUCUGACAUGACUCAACGAUCAUGUGGUCCUGAAGAAGUCCCCUUAGAUAAUGCAUCUCAGGUAUAUGAAAGUUUUGUGUGCAAUACAUCCCAAGAUGGUGGGUGCAGCAGUGUGGGAAGACUGACACCCAAUUUGUACGAACAACUGAUGAUGGCUGUAAAUGUGAGCAAUGCACUGUCUCAGAAUGGUCCAAAGCUGAUUGACUUGAUAGAUUGCACCUUUGUUGCAGAAAUAUUUGAUGAAAUCAGUGAGCAAUAUUGCCCUCCCAUGAGGCGCUUCUCUGGUUUCAUCCUCAUUGGCUUGUUGUUGCUCUCAAUUGCACUUCUCUUCUCUGUCAUCUUGUGGUCGGUUUUUGUUAGACAGAGACACCGUCAAAUGUCUUCAUACAAUUUCCGAUAA
Molecule: messenger RNA, 1485 nt
Organism: Neltuma alba
Lineage: Eukaryota; Viridiplantae; Streptophyta; Magnoliopsida; Fabales; Fabaceae
Exons: 9
Coding region: 1-1485 (494 amino acids)
Cellular component (GO): plasma membrane; plasmodesma
Source: RefSeq, a predicted model, not a curated record